Sinocyclocheilus rhinocerous is the source of this 3458-nucleotide messenger RNA. RefSeq names its product E3 ubiquitin/ISG15 ligase TRIM25-like. The record is from RefSeq and is a predicted model, not a curated record. Bases 79 to 2187 code for a protein of 702 amino acids. The transcript has 12 exons. NCBI's taxonomy places the organism in Eukaryota, Metazoa, Chordata, Actinopteri, Cypriniformes, Cyprinidae. Gene Ontology annotation, molecular function: protein binding; zinc ion binding.
CGCUAUAAGUUUCGUUUUCACUAAGGGCAAGCAGUUGAGUGUUGACUCAGUGAUCGCUGUUAACUUGGACGUGUCACAAUGGCGGAAAAUAUGUCUCUACUGGGUCUUGAGGACGAGUUGACAUGCAGUAUCUGUUUAUGUCUAUUCGAGAACCCGGUGAGUUUAAUCUGUGGACACAGUUUCUGCGCCAACUGUCUCGAAGCGACAUGGAACGACAGGAUAUCAUCUCUGUCCUGCCCUCAUUGCCGAAUGGUGUUCCCCAGUAAACCUGAAUUAAAGAAGAACACCGUCCUCAGCGCGGUGCUGGACGCCUAUAGAAUAAAAGCGGGUGUCUCUGAACCAGUCAAGGAACAUUUUGAGGUGAAAAAGAAAGAUCCAGAUGCGAUCAAAUGUGAUAACUGCAUGGAGGCCAAAGCCGUCAAAACUUGUCUGACAUGUAUGGCGUCUUAUUGUGAGGAUCAUGUCAGGCCUCACCGGGAGAAUGCCAUUUUCCGGGCGCAUCAACUGACUGAUCCGCUGCCAGAUCUGAUGGAGCGUCUCUGUUCAAAUCAUGGCAAACUGAUGGAGUUCUACUGCAAUCAGCACCAGAGAUGCAUUUGCAGUACCUGUCUGCAGGACAUGCAUAAAGGCUGUGAGUUUAUCACGGCAGAUGAGCGACGCUUCAAACAAAAGACUGACCUGACUGACAAGCUCAACAUCCUUGAAGUCAAAACUGACAAGAAUCAGCAGGUUAUCUCACAGAUGAAGGAGCAACAAAUCAAAUUAAAGGACCUAGCUGCAACCCGCAAACGUGUUCUUGAGGCAGAAUACAGGCAGCUUAGAGAAAUGAUUGACCGAGAUGAGAAAGAAGCCAUGCUUGCUAUCGAUAAGGAACAGGAGAAAGGUCAGAGCAAACUGGUCUCCUUGAUAAAGAAAUUUAAUGAGAACAUCGAGAAGAUGAGUAGGACCAAAUCUGAGAUCAACAUUCUGCUGGACCAGUCGCAGUCACUGGAAUUCUUAAAGGCCUCUGUGGAUUUGCCCUCUGUGGUAAAUGUUGAGCCCUAUAACCCUCGUAUGAAUGUGGAAAGUAAAGAGGUGAUAGCUUAUCAUUCCUCUGCAGUUGCACUGAAGGAGUGGGUCACCAAAUUAAUGGAGCAGCCAUUAGAAAACAGAAUCUCUGUACUUAAACCAGAGUUUGAGAAAUCUGUUCUUGGCGCAGGUCUAGGAAACCAAUUUCCAGGAAUCCCAAGUGAGAUUCCUGCCCUCCUGCCAAAUCCAAGAGACAUGUGUCUAGGAAACCAAUUCCCAGGAAUCCCAAGUGAGAUUCCUGCCCUCCUGCCAAAUUCAAGAGACAUGUGGAUGCAAAAUGCACCAGUUGCGUGGUAUGACCCUUCAGCACAUUUGAGAUCUCCCAGUCCAAGCUGUGGUCCCAAAGCCAAGGCUUCAGGAACUAAACAGAAAAAUUCCAGCAAGACUGCUAAAGAUCAGAAGGAGCGCAAAGACCAGAAGCCAAACAGAUCUAGGAAUCCUUCUAAAGGAGCAAAUCCUGUUUUCUCCAAAAGCAUGGAAAACUUGCUUGACAUCACAGUUAAAACUGUAGACAUACCUGACAUAAAUCCACCUGCUAUUUCACCAACUGUGCUAAACUUUGCUAAACGAAGUGACCUUCUUAAAUAUGGCACUAUCCUCAAUUUUGACGUCAGAACAGCUCACAAGCGGAUCUCGCUGUCUGAAAACAACACCAAAGCGACAGUCUCGGACGACCCAGCUCAUUAUACAGAUAUUCCCCUUCGCUUUUCUGUCUGUUCCCAGGUGCUCUGCACAAAGGGUUUCUCUCAGGGCCGUCAUUAUUGGGAGAUCAAAAUGAGCAGUAACAACUUCUGCGGAUUGGGACUUGCAUACGGACGAAUUGACCGCAAGGGUCCCUCUAGCCGUCUGGGGCGUAAUGCAGACUCCUGGUGUGUGGAGUGGUUUAACAUGAAGCUUUCUGCAUGGCACAACAGCAUCGAGACGGUGCUGCAGAAUCCCAGCCCAAGCCGCGUGGGCAUCUUGCUGGACUGUGAUCAGAGAAGUGCAACAUUCUAUACUGUGCAGGACCGGGCCUACCCUUUCCACACAUUUGUCUUUCCUUUCACUGAGGCUGUGUAUCCCGCUUUCUGGAUCUUCUCAAAUGGCUCUUCUGUCUCUUUGUGCAAGCUCGGCAAUUGAAAGUAUCUAAGUCGAACUGAUAUUCAUUUGAAUGAAUUGAUGUUUUGUUUAUCUUUGGAAGAAAAAUUGAGAUAUUUUUAAUAUACUGUCAUCUGUGUCCAUUCAGUGAGUCCACACAACCAGAAUGUUCAAGCUUCAUGAAAUCUUUGAAGGAUUUUCAAUAGAUGGGCAAAAAUAAUUACGGUAAAUUUAAAAAUAUCUUCAUUUUUGUUCCAAAGAUGAUCAAAAGUCUUUUGAAACGGGUUUGAAAUGACAGGAGCAUGAGUAACAGAUGACAGAAUAUUAAUUUAUGGGGUUUAAUCAAGCCAGGUUUGAUGCAAAUAAACUUUUAAAUUCUAAUUUAGGUGUGUUGUGACUGUACAGAAUGCAUAAAGCAGUCUUAAAGCAGUUUUAAUCUAUAAAUGUCCGGGUAAUGUCUUUUAAUGUUGACCAAAAAAAAAAAAAAAGAUUGAUGGAUGGAUGAUAUCGAAAGGCUAAUGCAGUCCAACUGUCACUAAAUAAACCUCAAUAAACUAUUAUAACUAUUAUAUGGCUACGUACCAAAUAAAAGUAAAUCAAUUAUUGAUUUAGUCUGAAAUUACUUUCAAGAACAAGAAGAACAAGACUGCAGAGUGAUGCAAGAGACACUAGCUCAGCUAUGCUGAAAAUACUUGAGUUGAAAACCGCGCAAGACAACACUCAAUCGAAUCGUUUAGUGGUCAUUAUUCAAAAAUGUUUGACUUAAUUGCUACGAUUGACGUCAUUGAUCCAGAAAAGAGAAAUUUCAAUGUACAUAUGUGGUUUGCAAAUGUUGACACAUUAUUCUUAAUUAAUCUUACUUGGUUCUGUGAAUUGUGUUAUUUUGGCAGAUUUUACUUGCGAGUUGUUUGAAGUGUUUAACUUCAUCACAUGAUCACACUUGACAUUUGUUGGUUUGAUCACAUGGGCAAAGUCCACUGGCCGUGUGCUCCAGAUAGAGUUGUAUUGGUUCUUGAUCAAAGUAUCCUCGCCGGGUCCAGUCAGUUUUUAAUUUAAGCAUGUGCAAUUCUGUCAAACCAACAAGUGUUAAAUGUGUGUUAAAAAUGUUAAUAGUGAAAAGAAAAGUUUAGUAGUAAGGCAUUUAUUGUUUGCUUUAUGCAAUAUUACAAUUUUGGUUGAUACAUCAUAUAGAGUAACUGAUUAUUUAAAAAAUGUAAAUGAAAAUAUUGUACAUUGUUGGGGAGAAAAAUAUACAUAAAGUAACAUAUCAGAAUGAUACCAAUAAAAGCAUUACAUGACCAAGUCUCGUAUAA